Messenger RNA from Punica granatum (pomegranate), 2061 nucleotides. The record is from RefSeq and is a predicted model, not a curated record. Lineage: Eukaryota; Viridiplantae; Streptophyta; Magnoliopsida; Myrtales; Lythraceae.
UCCUCUCCUCCUCCUUCCCCCCACUCUCACUGUCUCUCUCUCUCUCUGUGCUUCGCUGUUUUCUGGGCCCCUGAGACAGUCACCGUAUCCGAAGCAAAAUCAACUCCACUGUGAGUGUGUGGGGUGCUGCCCUCCAUUAUUAAGCCUUGAGGGAGCAGCAACAUCCUUCCAUUAAAGGCCCUCUCCGCCUCCGAACUGCUGUGCUCUCUUUGCCAUGGCUGACUGCUUGGACGACGCCGAGUUCUGGCUCCCCCCUCAGUUCCUCAACGAGGAGGACUUCCUUAUGGGCAGGAAGAGCUUCAACCCCAAAGCCACCGCCGGAGAUGGCUUCGGCCUUGGCAGGCUCGGGUGCGGAUCCAGAUCGGGUCUCAGCUCCCCGGUCGAGUCCCUCCUCGGGUCUCUGGAGGCCGAGAGCGACGAGGAGGACCUCCUCGCCGACCUGACCCGAAAGAUGGGCUACUCCAACCUCGAUGACGGUUUCAAAACCGCCGAUUCCAAGGUGAGACUGCUGUCGGGUUCGCCGCAGUCAACACUGUGCCCCGGGUGGGACAUGCUGUGCGAGGCUGCCGGGGAGGUUGCUCGCCUCAGGCUGAGCGAGCAGCUCUACGCCCUCAGCCGCAGCAGGGCCGGCGGAGAAGGCCUGUACGGCGCAGCCGGUAGGCGCUCUCCGGUUCCUGUUCCGUUGAAGACCCAUGUCACUGAUGGUGGACUCAACUACUCCCAUCACCACCACUCGCUCUCUCAUCAACAGCUCGUCGCUAAUCAGAUUCAGCAGCUGAAACAGCAGCAGGCAAUCAUGAAGCAGCAGCGCGCCGGAGCUAAUUGGGGCAUGAACACAAAGCCCGCUAACGGGCCAUACCAUGCAGCCCAAACCGGUGGAAGGAAACCCGACUCUGCUGUGCGACCACUUGUGGCGCCGGCAGCCAGCCCAUGGCCAUCUGUGCAGCAGCAGCAGCAGCAGAGUGGAGGGGGCAUGAGGGCUGUCAUCCUCGGAGCUCCUCCGAGCGGCAAGAGGGAGUGCGCCGGGACGGGCGUCUUCUUGCCCCGUCGUGCUGGGUCCCAACCCGAGCCCCGCAAAAAGCCAGCUUGCGCGACAGUUCUCCUCCCGGAUAAAGUGAUUCGAGCACUGAACUUGAACCUGGAGAAUGUGGGUGCUCAGCCCCACCUUCAGCAUCGCUUCAAUGGCUGCUUGGCUCCUGAAAAUGAUUGUGUUUGGAACCUGGGGAUAAACGGCAUCGCAGCUCAGCAGAACAGGACCAGCCGACCGCAGGCAGUGCCGAACCAUGAGAUCCGGCUGCCUCAGGAGUGGACUUACUGACUGCGCUGAGCCGAGCCGAGCCGAGCCCGCCCGAGAUUCGUUCCGCCGCUAAUUGCAUUCUUUUGUGGCUUUUGGAAUUCAAUUGAAGUGUUAGGUGAAGUUGGGAGGUGAAAGGACAAACAGACAGGGGAAGAAGAUAGGCCUUUUGGUAUAGGACAGGUUUACUAGGUUUAAAAGUAAAGGAAGUUAAUAUGUUUAGUCUUUAGUUUUCUCAAUUAGUACUAUUAGCAUUAGGAAGAUGAUGAAGAAGCAUUAGCAAACGAGGAGGCAUUUUGUGAUUAGGGUUAGGAAGAAAGGUGGUUAAAUAAAAUAAAGCAAGUAAAUCUCGGCAUCUUCAUCUGCUUGGAGGGAUGUGAAAGGUGAAAAGGGUUGAAGCUUAAUUGCAGGCAAGAAGCAGCAACAGCUUCUUUUGGUCUUUUGAUGGGGUUUUAAGCUUCUUUCCCUUUUGGGGUUUGCUGGGGGAACAGAAGAGAAUGAUUUGGGAGUUUCUCUUUUGUUGUUUAACGUUCUGGAGAAUAAGUGGAAUCUGUUUUUCAUUUUUUUUUUUGGCUCUUUUUCUUAGUGGGGUGGGCUUAAACAAGUCUUUAUUGAAGGGGGAUUGUAAGCAGGUCAGGGGGGUUGGUCCAAUGUUUUGCAAAGAGUGUUUCGACCCCUUUGAUCAGAUCUUUUAGGCAUAUAAAUGUCAUAUAUAUAUAUAUAUAUAUUAUAUGGAUAAGAAAUGCAAGUGCAAUUAUUCUACGAUU